This is a messenger RNA of Hylaeus anthracinus, 1346 nucleotides long. Its product is annotated as odorant receptor 67c-like. Gene Ontology annotation, biological process: detection of chemical stimulus involved in sensory perception of smell; sensory perception of smell. Gene Ontology annotation, cellular component: plasma membrane. The coding region runs from base 5 to 1168 and encodes 387 amino acids. NCBI's taxonomy places the organism in Eukaryota, Metazoa, Arthropoda, Insecta, Hymenoptera, Colletidae. The transcript is spliced from 5 exons. Gene Ontology annotation, molecular function: odorant binding; olfactory receptor activity. The record is from RefSeq and is a predicted model, not a curated record.
GAGGAUGCAUAAACUUUCCGUGUCUUUUGCUCUGUUCACCAUAGCUGGCUACUGGAGACCGGAGGAGUGGCCAGUCCAUUCCUUUCGAUACUGGUUGUACAACGUUUACUCGGCGUUAAUGAUACUUUCCUUGUACUUUUACACGUUCUGCUACUUCAUAGACUGCAUGAUCAUAGAGGAUAUCGAAUCCGCGACCAUACAAUUCUCUGUGUUCAUCUCGGUGGCAGGUGUCUGCGCCAAGGUUGCCAAUCUGUUUUUUCAGCGUGGAAAGAUUAUAAACACAGUGAACACUCUGGUGCAGGGGAACUGUUUGCCGAGAGACGAAAUAGAGAGGAUCAUUCAGCGGAAGUUCGAUGACUAUGCCAGAAACCUGACGGUAUGGUGCGAGAUCCUGAACGAGUUAGCCGCAGUGUUCGCAUCCCUGACGCAAUUCAAAGAAUUACUAAGGACGAGAAAACUGCCCAACUUCGAUUGGUCACCGUUUAAUCUGGCAUCACAAAAAGCAUACGUAUUCAGUUUGAUUCAUCAUACGUUGACUCUGAUGGUCUGCGCGAACACCAGCGUGGCCAACGAGACGCUGAUCUCUGGACUGAUGAUUCAAGUUUGCUCACAGUUUGAAAUUUUCUGUCAUCGAGCGCGAAAUUUGCCCUCUGCUCUUCUAGAGGCGGAGAGGAUCUGCACGUCCAUGCAAGACUUGAGGAACAGAAGAAUGAGAAUUCUUGGGGACUUGGUCCGGUAUCACCGCAUUGAUUACAAACUCGCAAGAGUUGUCAACAAGAUAUUUCAGUACAUGAUUUUCCUCCAGUUCUACAUAAGCUCGAUCGUGCUGUGCUUAAUUAUUUACGUCCUGUCAACGAAAUCCACGCUCAAUACUGAACUCAUUUGGAGCAUCUCUUACCUGGGCUCUAUGCUCAUGCAGGUGUAUCUAUAUUGCUGGUUUGGAAACGAGGUGACGUUGAAGAGUACGAGUGUGGGUGACGCCAUUUACGAAAUGGACUGGACGACUCUCCCAACUAGUGUAAUGAGGGAUUUACUGACUAUCAUGGCAAGAACCAAGAAACCUGUCGUAAUGUCAAGUGGUCACGUCGUCUCUUUGUCUACAGAAUCCUUUAUGGCAAUCAUAAAAAUGUCGUAUUCGUCGUACAACCUCUUGAAAGACAGUUCGUAAUGAGUGAACAAAUUGCAUCAUCGAAGAUCGUCAUCUCGCAGACUCCACAAUCCAACAAUACAAACAGUAAUGUACUUAUAGAAUUUUCAUGAAAACAUUUAAGUAUUUCAUUUGUUUUCUCGAACGUGAUGAUUCACAUAUAUCUAUUCUACUAUGUUGUCAUGAUCGCAUGAGAGAA